AUGGCUUCCGACGACUCCCUACCAACACUCAAGAUCCUCCUCAUCGGGCCCUCCAGCGCUGGGAAAUCAGCGUUGUUGAUGAGAUAUUGCGAGGAUGUCUUUGAGCCUGAAUCAGCAACCGCAACUAUCGGGAUAGAUUUCAAAAUAAAGAAACUCUCCGUCAGGGGGAAGGCAUACCGCUUGACGCUCUUUGAUACCGCCGGCCAAGAGCGCUUCCGCACGCUCUCAACCUCCUACUACCGCGGUGCGCAUGGCGUCAUCCUCGUCUACGACGUCUCGUCCAGGACGUCAUUUUCCUCCAUGGAGAGGUGGUUCGACGAGGUUGAGAUGAACACCGUCCCCGGCGUGGCGCUGUACCUGGUCGGGGCCAAAAUUGACAAGCCCCGGUCCGUGUCCACGGCGGAGGGCCAGGCGCUGGCCGAGGCCCACGGCGCGAAGUUCUGCGAGGUCAGUGCGAAGACGAGGGAGAACGUGAGGAAACCCUUCGUCGAGAUCGUAGACACCGUCGUGAGCCAGCCGGACGUGAUGAGAGCGGCGGAUAGUGGGAACAAGGGGACGGUUACGGUGGGCGAGGAUGCCGCGGCCUCGUCGUGUUCAUGCUAA
Molecule: messenger RNA, 603 nt
Organism: Diaporthe amygdali
Lineage: Eukaryota; Fungi; Ascomycota; Sordariomycetes; Diaporthales; Diaporthaceae
Product: rab protein
Exons: 4
Coding region: 1-603 (200 amino acids)
Molecular function (GO): GTP binding; GTPase activity
Source: RefSeq, a predicted model, not a curated record